AUGGCUGAUACGGCCAUGGCAGAUGCACCACCGGCCGCAUCCUCUACUCCCUUCUCAUUACGGCCUCGAUUCAGAAUCUCGGACCUCCCUCUCGUCAAAGAGCAACGAUCCACCAUUGAUGCGCUCCUCCUCAAGUUCAAGAAGAAAGGUGGCUACGACAGCCUUCGGAAACAAGUUUGGGCUUCCUACAAUACGUCCGAUGCGAAAACCGCGCUUACAGAUCAAAUUCAUGCCAUUGCGGAAGCGGAAAUUGAAAAGGACCCAAAUUUGCUCAGUCGAGAACGAGGCAAGGCAGCCACCUUGAUCCAAGGCGCCGUAGACCGGAGCGGCAUAUACCAGGAUGUUGAGUCCAGAAUUGAUCAGGAAAUUGCGAGACAUUUGAGCACCGUGCUGGAUGCCGUGCGUGACAUUCGCAGGGAAGACGUCGGGGCUGAGGUAGCAGCUGAAGAGGAGCAGCGAGGCGGCAAGUCCGAUGAACAAUACACGGCCGAGACUCAAAGCCGAGCUGCUGAAAGAGAGAGGAAUAGGGCUCGCAUGGAGCAGUUGCUACGUGACACGGCGGAGUUGAAGGCCAAGAUCAAGCUGGAAGAGGACCGGAUGCGGAAGAAAGACGAAGCAAAACGCGAAGAAGAGGAGAAGAAGAAACGUGAAGCAGAGGCAGAAGAGAGACGCAUUGAACGCGAGAAGCGACGGAAGGAGGAAGAAGAGCGAGAAGCCGAAAGGAUCAAGGCUCGAGAUGAGAGACACAGAAAGCGCGAGGAAGAGAGAAAAGAGCGGUAUGCACGGUACGAGAAGGAGCGGGAUAAGGAAAGAGACCGCGACCGUGACCGUGACCGUGACCGUGACCGCGACCGCGAACGCGACAAAGAUCGUGACCAUGAACGAACAAGUGGCAAGAGCACCGAUCGGCGAGAUUCGAUUGCAGGAUCAAUGACGGCCAAAGAUGUUCAAACGGACGAGAAGGAUUUAGAGGCCACCGCUCUCGAACUCCUUCUGAGUGAAGGCAAACAAAUGGCAGAAAAGUCCAAGCAAAGACACGAGUACAACUUCGACAAGUCUGAAAUACACGACAGCUCGCGCAAACAUGUCCCAUCAGACCGAUAUUCCCGGAAGAGAGACAGAUCUCGAGAGAGCUACAAACGCGAAUCCGACCGACGAAGUAAAUCCCGCGACAGAAGGCCAUUGGUCCAAGAGAAAGAAAAAUCCGAGCAACCGCGCCGCAAAAGUCCGAGCAAAGAACGCGAGGAGGGCGAAGCUCAAAGCCAGCGUAAUUCACCACCUCCUGAUCCUGACAAACGUGCUGUAUUGACCGCUAUGUCCCUGGGGGCGGUGUCCAUCGUACUGAGGAAGAGCGGGAACGUGAUCGACAAAGACGUCAAGUCCGAGAUCAGGACAAAGAUCGCGACCGAGAACCGAGGAGAAAAUACGACAGCCAUCGCAGUGAUAAGGACCGAGGUAGAGAGGGAGACCGUGACCGCCCGCGUGAGCCCGAGCGCGAUCGCGAAGGUGGAGAUCGUGAUCGAGACCAUGACCGAAGAGAUCGGGAUCGUGAGCGCGACCGCGACCGCGACCGCGACCGCGACCGGAACCGGUCAAAGGAAAGAGAUAGGGACAGAGAUCGGGACCGAGAUAGGGACCACGACCAUGACCGUGAUCGUGAGCGAGAUAGGUAUCGAGAGCGAGAGCGGGAUCGUGACCGAGACAGAGACAGACAUCGCGAUCGCGAGAGAGAUCGUGACCGUGAUCGGGAUCGAGAUCGAGACAGGGACAGGGACCGAGACCGCUCGAGAGAUCGGGACCGACGAGAUCGAAGUCGGCGUCGUGAUGAUCGACGAGACGACCGCCGAGAUGAACGAAAAGAUGACCGUCGCGAAGACCGCCGUGAAGACCGCCGCGAAGACCGACGCGACGACAGAAGACGUGAAAGAGAUAGAAGUGAUGUCCGCCGAGACCGCGAUCCUGUACCUAUUGACCGGCGCGCAUAGGGGUGGGUCGUUUGAUAGAUGA
This is a messenger RNA of Fonsecaea erecta, 2007 nucleotides long. RefSeq lists its product as hypothetical. The transcript is spliced from 3 exons. The record is from RefSeq and is a predicted model, not a curated record. Lineage: Eukaryota; Fungi; Ascomycota; Eurotiomycetes; Chaetothyriales; Herpotrichiellaceae. The coding region runs from base 1 to 2007 and encodes 668 amino acids.